UUAAGAAAAAUCUUAAAGGCGAAAGGGUGGGUGAGUAGAAUGUAUGCAAUUUAAAUUGAAUUUUAUGUUUUAAUUUAAUUUGUCAUCAGUUUCAAAUAUUGCAAUAGUUUUUUAAGAUUGAAAUAUUGUAAAAUUAGAAUGCACCCAGAUUUAUCGCCACAUUUACACACUCCUGAAUGCAAUAGGUUGAUUGAUUUGUUGAAAGCGUGUCAUACAGAGAACAAAUUUUUGAGGUUUGUUGGUCAAUGUAAUGAGAUUGACAGAGAGUUGUGGCGGUGUUUGAAAAAGGAGCGUGAAGAGAAUAUAAGAAAUAAUCGUCGGAAAGCACAAGAAAAACAUCAGCGAAUACGUGAGAAAAUUAAAGAAGCAGAAAAAAUUUCAACUUAA
Messenger RNA from Condylostylus longicornis, 387 nucleotides. Its product is annotated as COX assembly mitochondrial protein 2 homolog. The record is from RefSeq and is a predicted model, not a curated record. The coding region runs from base 139 to 387 and encodes 82 amino acids. The transcript is spliced from 2 exons. Lineage: Eukaryota; Metazoa; Arthropoda; Insecta; Diptera; Dolichopodidae. Gene Ontology annotation, cellular component: mitochondrion.